Xiphophorus maculatus (southern platyfish) is the source of this 1933-nucleotide messenger RNA. Its product is annotated as cytochrome P450 4B1-like. The record is from RefSeq and is a predicted model, not a curated record. Gene Ontology annotation, molecular function: monooxygenase activity; iron ion binding; oxidoreductase activity, acting on paired donors, with incorporation or reduction of molecular oxygen. The transcript has 12 exons. Bases 82 to 1629 code for a protein of 515 amino acids. Lineage: Eukaryota; Metazoa; Chordata; Actinopteri; Cyprinodontiformes; Poeciliidae.
AACCACAAAGCCCGGCUGCCUGUCGCUGCACACACAGAGGGAGCGUCAUUUCUCCGCUUGCACAACACGGACGUCGUCAGAAUGCAGUUGACAGAAGCUCUCUUGAAAUACCAGCUGGCCUGGCCUCAUAUGCACUACUUUUUAGCUGUGCUGUGCCUGGUUGCCGCCGUGUACAAAUUAACCUUCAUCCUCCUCAAACGGAAGUCUGUUCUGAAGAGCUUUGACGCCUUUCCAGGACCCCCGGCACACUUGUUGUUUGGAAAUGUUCUGGAGUUUAAACAAGAUGGGACCGAUUUUUUCAAGUUGUUAAAGUGGGCGGAGAGCUAUCCCUAUGCUUUCCCUAUGUGGUUCGGCCCAUCUAUUUGUGUUCUCAAUAUUCACCACCCAGAUUAUAUCAAAACUAUACUAGCAUCAACAGAGCCAAAGGAUAAAUUUGCAUAUGAAUUCAUCGAGUCUUGGAUUGGAAACGGUUUGUUGGUGUCAGAAGGCCAGAAGUGGUUUCGCCACCGGAGGCUCCUGACUCCAGGUUUCCAUUAUGAUGUUUUAAAACCAUACGUGAAACUGAUGUCAGACUCUGCCAAAACAAUGCUGGACAAAUGGGAACGCUAUGCCAACUCUAAAGAGACCUUGGAAUUGUUUGAGCAUGUCAGCCUGAUGACACUGGAUAGCAUCCUGAAGUGUGCCUUUAGCUGCAACAGCAACUGUCAGACAGAGGGGGGAACAAAUGCCUACAUCAAAGCAGUGUAUGAGCUCACCAAUCUUAUUAACUUACGGAUGAGGAUGUUUCCAUACCACAGCGAUCUCAUUUUCCACCUCAGCCCACAUGGUUUCAGAUACAGGAAAGCAUACAAGGUGGCUUACAGUCAUACAGAUGAGGUCAUCAAAAGGAGGAAAGAAGCACUAAAGGAAGAGACGGAACUGGGCCGCAUACAGGCCAAAAGAUACUUGGAUUUUCUGGACAUUCUUCUCUUUGCACGAGAUGAAAACCAGCAGGGCCUGUCGGAUGAAGACCUGCAAGCAGAAGUGGACACGUUUAUGUUCGAGGGCCACGACACCACAGCCAGUGGCAUCUCGUUCAUCCUCUACUGCUUGGCCUGCCACCCAGAGCACCAGAAGCUCUGCAGGGAUGAAAUUUGUGAAGCUUUACAAGACAAAGACACCAUGGAGUGGGAGGAUCUUAAUAAAAUUCCAUACACCACAAUGUGCAUCAAAGAAUCCCUUCGUCUUUACCCUCCUGUGCCAGGAAUAUCCAGGCAGAUCACUAAACCUAUCACCUUCUUCGAUGGAAGAACAUUGCCAGCAGGCUCUCACAUUGGAGUAAGUAUGUUUGCAACUCACAGAAACCCAACAGUCUGGGAAAACCCACAUGUCUUUGACCCGCUGCGUUUCCUCCCAGAAAAUGUCUCUAAGAGGUCACCUCAUGCAUUUGUGCCUUUCUCAGCUGGGCCAAGAAACUGCAUCGGCCAGACUUUUGCAAUGAAUGAGUUGAAGGUGGUGACGGCCUUGACACUAAAGCGGUACGAGCUGAUAGAGGACCCCAACAUUAAGCCCAAGAUGAUUCCCAGACUGGUUCUCCGCUCACUUAAUGGCAUCCACAUCAAGAUCAAACCAGUGGAACCAGAAAUGUGAUGGAGAAAAAGAUUCUGUUGGAUUCAAUCAAGGAGAAACAAAUUGCUUAGAAAGUGAAUUAGAUUUUUUUUUAAAUCAUGAAGUGCAAUUUGAGUAAAUUUUUACACUAAUGUCUCGUGACGAGGAAAUUUGUUGUGUUUUAAACCGUUUUUCUAGGAAUAUUUGUAAUGUUUAUCUUAAAAUGGGUUUGUUAUACAUUUGGAGAUGAGCUUAAUCUUUAAGCAAAACUAUAAGCAUUGCGUUAUGCAUUGUUGUAAUACAUUGCACUUUGUUGUAAUACUGAAGAAUGUGACUAAAACAGUGA